Molecule: messenger RNA, 1615 nt
Organism: Syzygium oleosum
Lineage: Eukaryota; Viridiplantae; Streptophyta; Magnoliopsida; Myrtales; Myrtaceae
Exons: 2
Coding region: 444-1556 (370 amino acids)
Source: RefSeq, a predicted model, not a curated record
CUCGCAGUCACACAUCCUCUUCUAUGUCCCCUCCACACCAUGUCCAAUCAACCUCAGACACUUUAGCAUCUUUUCUUCCCCGGCGCAUCCUCAAAUCUCAAAAGAGAAACCAGCUUCUGUGCUUAUUGGGACUUUGGACCAUUGCCACACCACACACCGCAACCACACAAGACAAUCUGCUCAAAAUUGACUUCACACAAGCGCGUGGAGACAUGUUCUCUGCAACAACUCUUACCAGUUUCAUCCGCUUGACCACAUUUUGAAUACGAAUCCCGCCACCUCUCUCUCUCUCUCUCUCUCAUCAACUUUUUCUAACUUUAGAUCGUCACAACAUUCAAAACCUCUCCUUUCCCCCCCUGUUCACUGUUCCUUUUUCAGGUCCAAAGCAGAAUUGCAAUAACUACAACUCGACCCUCUCUCUCUCUCUCUCUCUCUCGUCAACAAUGAAGUUACUAUCAUCAUCGCCUUCCUUUUCUUCCUCCACUAUUUCCACCUCCUCUGAUGCAUACUUGUGCAGUCCGAAGGGUGCCACAAGUGGUGGAUGCAUCGCGGGAGUCUUACGCAGAAUUCUCUGCUCUCGCAGCCUCCCUACUCAUCCAUUUGAGUGUGACAACGACAGAGAUCACUCCAAGCCUAAAGAGCAGAACGAGCCGAACACAACUCCAGGAAUCGUCGCGAGGCUCAUGGGCUUGGAAUCUUUACCAAACACCAGCUCAAUGCACAUUCACCAAUCCCCCAAUUCAAUUUCAAGAAGCCGGUCCCUAAAUUACUUGGACUUCAAAGAAGAGGAGUUCGACGACGAAAUGAAAUGGCAGCAUCUCCAAGUCAGUUCGACGCUAUCGUUCCGGGAGAUGCCAACGUACCUCGAAGUAGAAAACGAAGAGUUCUUGGUUUUGAACUUCGGAAACGGCAGUGAAAAAGAAGGGAGGAAGAGAAGAUCAAGCAGAAGCAAAAUUCAAGAGAGGCGGACAGGGGAGAGAUGUGAAAAACCGAACAGGGAAAAUGAAAGAGGCAGAGCUACAGAGUCAAGCUCAAGCGAUUCAGUUUUGGCGAAUAAUGAUCUGGGAACACCUCAAACAUCACGUUCUCAGGUUGUGAAGAUGUGUCAAAGUGUUCGUAGCUUGGAAGCCGUGUGCGGCUCCGAAGAAGAUUCGAGCCCAGUUUCAGUUCUUGAUUUUGGCGAAUUCAUUAGUGACCCUCAAGUGUCCACAUCAGAUGACUCGAGAUUGGAACGUCCAAGCUCGAGAAAGAAAUUGGCACCGGAGCUUGAAAGCAAUGAGCACUCCUCUCCACGCAGCGACAUUGAUCUCCUUGAUGAUCAGCCGAAGCAAAGCGAAGGCAAGUGUCUUGGAUCAAGGAAACAAAGACAGAGCUACUCAGAAAUGUGCAGCGAGAUCUGCAAGAUUAGCGAGAAAGAGACGAUAGAACUCGAUUGGUUGGACCCAAGAAUGGUGAAGCGUGAAGAUAUUGAAGGCAUCGGCCAAGAUCUGGAACGGCAGAUCUUUUGUGAGUUGUUAGAUGAGCUACUAGAUCAUAUAUUUCCAACUUCAGAAUGAAGUAUUUUGAAACUUGACUUUGUACAUUGACAAUAGAUAAUGUAAUAAAAUAUACUGCA